AUGGCGGAAAUCUUAGACAUUCAGAAACCAAUCAUCUUUGAUGAAUCAAUUUCUCACUAUGAGGUUCAUUCACAUCAACAUUAUGCUUCAUCAACAUUUAACAAUAGUGAUGAAAUUAGAAUCAGUAUUCAACAUCAGGACUUAUGCAUUCUACCAAGCAAAAGUUCUUUGCACAUUUGCGGAAGAUUUGUAAAAGAAAAUGGCACCGGCGCAGGUGCAACUAUGAACUUAGUCAAUAUGGCUAUUUGUCAUAUGUUUGAAGAAAUACGCUAUGAAUUAAAUGCGGUUGAAAUUGAUAGAUGUAAAAAUGUGGGUCUUACAAGUCUCAUGAAAAAUUACAUAUCUUUGAGUCCUGGGCAAGUCAAUUUAAUGGAGAAUGCUGGAUGGUUGAUCAAUAAUGAUAGUAAAUUGACUAAUGAUGAUGGAUAUUUCAACAUUUCUAUACCACUAAAUUACAUACUUGGAUUUGCCGAAGAUUAUAAUCGUAUUAUCAUGAAUGCCAAACAUGAAUUAAUUCUUAUACGAUCAAAUUCUGAUGUUAAUACAUAUAUACAUACACCUGCUGCCACUGGUGAUAGGGCUGAAAUAGUGAAAAUUCUUCUCAAUAAGGUAGAAUGGAAUGUCCCAUACGUCAAAAUGUCAGACAAGCAAAAAAUUCAAGCACUCAAUUUUAUUGCUAAUGAUCCAGCUAUAUAA
This is a messenger RNA of Microplitis mediator, 696 nucleotides long. RefSeq lists its product as uncharacterized. Bases 1 to 696 code for a protein of 231 amino acids. The transcript has a single exon. The record is from RefSeq and is a predicted model, not a curated record. NCBI's taxonomy places the organism in Eukaryota, Metazoa, Arthropoda, Insecta, Hymenoptera, Braconidae.